AUGGAAAAUAUCGAGCAUCAGAACGUCCCCGUCAGCAUGUCAUACCUGAUCUCCUCCAUGAGUCAAGCUCUUGCCGCUUCCGAGAACGAUUCAUUCUAUUCCUUCCAAAACCUCCUCGAUAACGGAUUGAUGCCUAUCGACAACGAGGUUUACGGUCAUGGCCUCCACGGAGCGGUGCAUUAUUCGAUGUUGUCGUCCUCGUCGCCGCGAUUAUCUCCUCGGGCUCAAUCUCCAGUCCAAUGGAUUGAUCCGACCACGCUGUCCAGUCUGUGCUUCCUCCCAUCAUCACCUGAUGCACAGCUGCAGCAUCAACAGUUGCAACCACAUUGCCAUGCGCAUGAACAACAAUUACAGCCACAUCAGCAUGGUACCUCGAACAACCACUACCAUCACCACCACCAGCAACAAUUGCAACAACGGCAACAACAUUAUCAACAACAGCAAGCACCAGAACAUUAUUCACUACCACCACACAAUCACGCCAUUCAGCAGCAGCACCAGCAGCUCUAUCUGCUACAACAGCAACACUUUUAUUCAGAAAAGGGCAUUUGCUCUCUUGAGAUGCGCUCGUUGCCAUCUUCAACCCCUAUCCGAGAUAUCUCGUCUCCCUCGAUGAUCUCAUUGCCAUACCACCAUCCUACCAAAGUCCUGCUGAACCGACCCACCAUGCCCGUGGCCCAGCUCUCUAUGGAAUUUUCAGCCAACCGAUCAGUCUCCAUUGACCGCCUCUCCAGUCCUGAGGCGCCUUCGCCUGUCUCGGACCAAGGGUUCUUUGAAAUAACCACUGACGAGGAGACCGCAUCCGGAUGUCACAGCCCCCAGUUGUUGACCUAUAAGACGCAUCUUAACAACAACAAUAACAACAACGACAACAAUAAGGACAAGAACGAAACGAUUGCUAUGGAGCAACUCAACAGCUCUGGAUCAGUCCCAACAACUUUGCCUCAGCGAAGGAGAAGGACGCCGCCUUCUUUGGUCCACAAAUCAAUUCCGACAACGACCUUGGAGCAAAUCAUGCUACUCUCCCCCCAUGCUACGACUGCUGCCUUGACGGCUGGUCCAGCCAUGAUGUCGUCUUCUUCGUCCUCAUCGCUGCCGACGAUGCCCACGCUCUCUUCGCCACUGAAGCAGCACUUCAGCUUCUCGACCUCCAUGUCGGAUUUGGAUACUCUUGGGGGAGAGGAAGAAGGAUUAAGGAAAAAGGAUUUUUCUCCUUCAUCCUCUCCUACUUCUGUGGCAGCGGCAGCAGCAGCAAAGAAGAGGCGAGAGCGUAAGCCCGCCAAGAGCGGACACAAAAUUCCCAAGCACCCGCCCGUCAAGCUACCCGUAUGUUGUGUCUCGCUCACACGCCAUGCCGAAGCCCACAAAUGGCGGGGCCUCUACGCACCUGUCCGAUGCGAGGCCUGCCAGAGCGCGCUCUCGAACGAGUUUUCGGUCCAGAGACACAUUAUCCGAUCCCAGCCCAACUCGCGAUGUUACCGCCUGCGCGUCUAUAGCAUUAUGAUGUCCGAGACUGAGAUUGAUACCAGUGUGAGGUUCUACCCGAAGCGGGCACAUGGCAAGAAGACUGUCGAGAUUAACUUGAUGUAUGCUCGUGCUCGAUACCUUGGCGAUUCUCCUCUGUGA
Linnemannia hyalina is the source of this 1626-nucleotide messenger RNA. NCBI's taxonomy places the organism in Eukaryota, Fungi, Mortierellomycota, Mortierellomycetes, Mortierellales, Mortierellaceae. The record is from the annotation of a GenBank genome assembly.